UAAACUAAUAAGAAUUGAUCCACGGUUACUUUAAAAAUAAUCUUUUUCAGUUUAAUUAAACAAAGAAUUCGAAAAUUGAAUCUAAACUGUUGACUUAGACUUGAAAAUACAUUAUGUUAUAUGUAUAUCCCACUAUAUUUCAAUUCCCUUACUAUCGUAUAUCUUAUUUCAUGUCACAGACAGAGCAUUUGCAGUUUACACACACGCGCGCGUGCUAUUACGCAUCAGUUUGACGAGCCAAAUACUUAGCGCCAAACGAAACGUGGAUAGAAAUCAGGUACUCACGGUGAAGAGGCGUAAACUAUGGUUGCUCACGGUGCGCUGCUGUCGCCAAUGGUCCAUGCGAAUGUGACUCCGCCUCUUAAGCGUGGUCGGCCUUUUCCUCCCCCAAUCUACCGGCUUCACUGUAUCGUUCAGUUGCGCUUAGUCGAGCGUGCGCAGAAACGUUUAUGCGCGCACGUGUAAGUAAAUGUGCGCUAAGCACACAUAAGAGGAGCGUUUUAGAAUUGAAUGCGUUUUGUGUGAUCGUCCACAGCCAAUCGGUUACUCAACCACUUGUGGCCUUUUCAAGCUACUCUCUUCUUUUAAAUUCUCCUUUUUUUUUCUCGUAGAUGUCUUUUCGUUAUUUUACAUACACGCAUCGAUGUAACGCAUAACGAAUGCACGAUGUAUAUCGAGAACGAAGCUUAUUUGCGAACGUUCUUUAAAUCCAAUCGAUUCAUUUAAAUGCACGUACAAGUAUACUUUGCUACAGACGCGCACGCAUACAUAUGUAGAACGAUACACUAAGACGCGACUGAGACUGUGUGUUGCUGUCUCUAAGAGGCGUGUAGAGGGAUUUUCUUAUUUCUGCUCUGGUAAAUCUGUCGCUCCAGUCAGUGAGGCAGCGAAGGGCAAGCCGCGCGCCGUUGACCGUGUCUCUGCUUCUUUUUUCGUCUACUCAGCUGCCAAUGCCUACGGAUUCGUGGUGUACACAAGCGAGACGGUGCGGUAUAAUAGUUCGCGAAUUUGUUUUUUCUUUACGUUCACAUCUUAUGCUAUGUAUUACACACAUCAUUAUUAGACGUAGUAUUUUUGUAUGACUGCAUGCCUGAUAACAUCAAAAAACGAAAUGAUUAUAUUUUUGUUCAAUUCAAUGCGCACUAUACAAGCUUCAUUGUGACUGCGGACUUAUCUAUUAUCUCUUUUGGAUUUAUCAUAGACGUCACAUUUAUGUUAAACGUGUAUUUAUUGAAAUUUGUUCGAUAAGUUACAUUUUUGCAUAAAAUUAUUGUACGCAAAAUCAUAAUUUAUAGAACAUUCGUUAAUCAAAAGAUUUGAAUAUUAGAUAUCGAAUUUAUAAUGUCAAUUAUUAAUAUGUACAACAUUAAAUUAAAUCACUCGUGUGUGCUAAAAAGAUCUUUUUUAUUAACAAAAAAAGUAAUUUAGACAUUUUCAAUUUGGUUAACCGAAAUAUGGAAAUGACAUAACAUUAUUUUUAACUACUUAUGUAUUUUAUAACACACCUAUUUCUUAUAUUGGAUUGUUUAACAUUUAUAAAUUGGAUACAUUAUACGACUUAUGUACAUUGUACACAAGACAUCAGAAUAGCAUUUGAAAAAGCGUAACAACGACAGGAUUAUCAACGAAACUAGACUGUUCUUCUUGAGUGCAUUUUGAAAACUACAGACGGAACACUGCAAUUCCGAAGCCUUUGCCUUGUAUGUAACCGACGGCUGCUGGACACGUCUCUUCAAUGGACCCGAUUAUACUAGAAAACAGCAAUACUGAAAUUGGAGCACAACCACAACAAUCACAGCAACAUCAACAGCAACAUCAACAACAAUAUGGAGAAGUAAAUCAAUUAGGAGGUGUAUUUGUCAAUGGAAGACCACUGCCCAAUGCUGUCAGAUUGAGAAUAGUUGAGCUUGCACAAUUGGGUAUCAGACCAUGCGAUAUCUCACGACAAUUACGUGUCAGUCACGGAUGUGUUAGUAAAAUUCUAGCACGAUAUCAUGAAACGGGUAGUAUUUUACCAGGCGCAAUUGGUGGCAGCAAACCACGUGUGACUACACCAAAAGUCGUGCAAUACAUUAAACAAUUAAAAUUAAAAGAUCCAGGGAUUUUUGCCUGGGAAAUAAGAGAUCGAUUGUUAUCUGAUGGCGUUUGCGACAAAUAUAAUGUCCCAUCAGUAUCGAGUAUAUCAAGGAUAUUGAGAAAUAAAGUUGGCACACCGACAACUAUGCAUCAUCAUUCACAUCAUUCAGCUCACCAUCAUCACCAUCAUCAUCAUCAUCUCUACGCAGCCGCCGCAGCGGCCGGUGCAGCCCUUUGUCCAGUACCGUAUCCACCAACACCUUAUCAUCCAACAGCGCCGCCUUCCAUUACACAUCAUCAUCAUCAAGUUGGACUAUCGUCAGCCAAUAAACUGUCGUCAUCGUCGCCUCCAAUAGUACAUGAUAGUGGUGGACAUCAAACAGCGACCAACAACGCUUUGCAGUGGCCAAGUCCUCACACUGUACACGACAUUCUAGCUAACAGUUGUAAUGUACAGAAUUCGUCAUCAUCCUCUUCACCAACAUCGUCACUAUGCUCCACGAUCAACAAUAAUCAUCACAACCGUCACGACGACAGUUCUGUUAACAAUAAUAAUAAUAGUAAUAAUGAAAAUAAUAAUGAUCAUAGAGUAUCGAGCGGUUAUCUUCAUCACCAUCAUCCUCAUCUAACACAUCAUCAACAGUAUUAUGCCUCAACACUGUAUCAUCAUCAUCAUCAUCAUCAUACAGAUGCUGUAACUGCGGCUACCAUAUCAUCUACUCUUUCUGUACAAUCCAUUAUGUUGCAGUCAGGAACAACAAGCCAGCCAGCCAGUCCUUGUAAUUAG
Monomorium pharaonis (pharaoh ant) is the source of this 2863-nucleotide messenger RNA. Its product is annotated as paired box protein Pax-1. The transcript has 3 exons. Gene Ontology annotation, biological process: regulation of transcription by RNA polymerase II; anatomical structure development. Bases 1736 to 2863 code for a protein of 375 amino acids. NCBI's taxonomy places the organism in Eukaryota, Metazoa, Arthropoda, Insecta, Hymenoptera, Formicidae. Gene Ontology annotation, molecular function: DNA-binding transcription factor activity, RNA polymerase II-specific; RNA polymerase II cis-regulatory region sequence-specific DNA binding. The record is from RefSeq and is a predicted model, not a curated record.